AUGCAUGACCUCCGGGGGCAGCCGCAGGCAGCUGACUGCAGACAGCCUCGCCCGUGUCCCAUAACAGUUGUGCCACCAGAUGUAACACUGGAUACUUGCUUCUGGGCCCCAACAAGGAGAGGGAAAGAGCCCUCCAGAAGACAACCCGAGAGGGGGUCGGCAGAACGCUGGGUGGUGUCCAGACUCUAUCGCAGCCACCUCCCAGCCCCACAACCAGGCUUGAGUCCCUCCAGGACCAGCUGCUCUCGGUCCCAGGACCCUCGGUCCCACGCCUCCCUGCACCUACAAGCCUGCCUCCUGGGCUGCAGACAGAGGGUUUCACUGCAGCGCGCAACCCGUCCCGCUCCGACCCCAACUUUUCUCCCCGGAGGAUUUAUGUUAGAGGUUGAGUGGCGGGCGAGUGGACUCUGGCACCCAGAAGCACUCCAGGAAAAACUGAGCCGGGCAAAAGCGCAAACCCGGUCUCGGCAGCGCGGGCUUGCUCCAGCGCCGACACUACAGCGUUCUCACACACACACAAACACACACACACACACACACACACACACACACACACUUGUAUUUUGUGCUGUCGUAAAACCCACGUGUCCAGCCGGGAGGCUGCCAGAGCGUGGAGCCAAGGAGUGGAAAACGCAGGUCCUGUUUGGGCAACUUCCAGCCCUGUGGCACACCAGCAGGCUUUUCGUGCUACCGGGGAACAUCCGCUGCGCCCCUUCUGCCCUGCGCCUCCUCUAUCAAAGACCAGCGAGCACCUUAGAUUUCAGACGUGGUGUUCCUUACACAAAAGUUCCAUACGGACUCACAAGUUUCUCGGGCGUUUCGGCCAUUUCAGCGCAGAUAAGGCACAUCCAGGGUGAUCCACCAGGUCUGGCUGCGGCCAAGGCCUACGGCAGGUGCCUGGAUGCCACGAGGGCCACCCCGCCGCCCCGCGCUGGCACGUCCACCGGUGGCCAGCUUUCACCGAAGAGCGUAUACACCAAACCCUCCAGAACAGCACCCCCGUCUCCCACCCUGCCCCACCUGUCCCCGCCCUGCUUCAGUGCCUGGGGGAGAACUGACUGGUCGCUUGAGGGACCCCAGUGCGGGCGCGCCUUUGGAGUCCUGGGGCUGCGGCUCCUGCUCUACUGGGCUGCAGGCCUGCUCUGCCCUGUCCCGUGGGCGUUUGGGAGGCAGUCGAGGAAGACUCCGAGUCUCUGGGUCGAAGGAAGUGUGAAUGGCACCCGCGAUAGACUCCCCCCCGCCCCCCGUCCGAUCCGAAGGCUUUUUGGGGAGCCUAGAGUCCUGGCCCGGUACCAGGCAGAUCUGGGCUCGGCGAAUUCCAAGGGAGCGGCGAGGGUUCUCUUCUCCUCCUCCUCUGAGUUGCUUUGGUGCCCCCAAGGCAUCACCUUCCUCGAAGGUUGCGAUAUGUGCGCGGACAACCGCAACGGCGAGUGCCCUAUGCACGGGCCACUGCACUCGCUGCGCCGGCUCGUGGGCACCAGCAGCGCUGCGGCCGCCGCACCCCCGCCGGAGCUGCCGGAGUGGCUGCGGGACCUGCCUCGCGAGGUGUGCCUCUGCACCAGUACAGUGCCCGGCCUGGCCUACGGCAUCUGCGCGGCGCAGAGGAUCCAGCAAGGCACCUGGAUUGGACCUUUCCAAGGCGUGCUUCUGCCCCCAGAGAAGGUGCAGGCAGGCGCCGUGAGGAACACGCAGCAUCUCUGGGAGAUAUAUGACCAGGAUGGGACACUACAGCACUUUAUUGAUGGUGGGGAACCUAGUAAGUCGAGCUGGAUGAGGUAUAUCCGAUGUGCAAGGCACUGCGGAGAACAGAAUCUAACAGUAGUUCAGUACAGGUCGAAUAUAUUCUACCGAGCCUGUAUAGAUAUCCCUAGGGGCACCGAACUUCUGGUGUGGUACAAUGACAGCUAUACGUCUUUCUUUGGGAUCCCCUUACAAUGCAUUGCCCAGGAUGAAAACUUAAAUGUCCCUUCAACGGUAAUGGAAGCCAUGUGCAGACAAGACGCCCUGCAGCCCUUCAACAAAAGCAGCAAACUCGCCCCUACCACCCAGCAGCGCUCCGUUGUUUUCCCCCAGACUCCGUGCAGCAGGAACUUCUCUCUUCUGGAUAAGUCUGGGCCCAUUGAAUCAGGAUUUAAUCAAAUCAACGUGAAAAACCAGCGAGUCCUUGCGAGCCCAACUUCCACAAGCCAGCUCCACUCGGAGUUCAGUGACUGGCAUCUUUGGAAAUGUGGGCAGUGCUUUAAGACUUUCACCCAGCGGAUCCUCUUACAGAUGCACGUGUGCACACAGAACCCCGACAGACCCUACCAAUGCGGCCACUGCUCCCAGUCCUUUUCCCAACCUUCAGAACUGAGGAACCACGUGGUCACUCACUCUAGUGACCGGCCUUUCAAGUGCGGCUACUGUGGUCGUGCCUUUGCCGGGGCCACCACCCUCAACAACCACAUCCGAACCCACACUGGAGAAAAGCCCUUCAAGUGCGAGAGGUGUGAGAGGAGCUUCACGCAGGCCACCCAGCUGAGCCGACACCAACGGAUGCCCAAUGAGUGCAAGCCAAUAACCGAGAGCCCAGAAUCAAUCGAAGUGGAUUAA
Mandrillus leucophaeus (drill) is the source of this 2592-nucleotide messenger RNA. It is a transcript of the gene PRDM6, whose product is annotated as PR domain containing 6. The record is from RefSeq and is a predicted model, not a curated record. Gene Ontology annotation, molecular function: histone methyltransferase activity; protein binding. NCBI's taxonomy places the organism in Eukaryota, Metazoa, Chordata, Mammalia, Primates, Cercopithecidae. Bases 1 to 2592 code for a protein of 863 amino acids. The transcript has 12 exons. Gene Ontology annotation, cellular component: nucleus.